Messenger RNA from Engraulis encrasicolus (European anchovy), 2861 nucleotides. It is a transcript of the gene lmod1b, whose product is annotated as leiomodin 1b (smooth muscle). Gene Ontology annotation, molecular function: actin binding; tropomyosin binding. The record is from RefSeq and is a predicted model, not a curated record. Bases 247 to 2463 code for a protein of 738 amino acids. Gene Ontology annotation, cellular component: cytoskeleton; striated muscle thin filament; myofibril. Lineage: Eukaryota; Metazoa; Chordata; Actinopteri; Clupeiformes; Engraulidae. The transcript has 8 exons. Gene Ontology annotation, biological process: actin filament organization; muscle contraction; pointed-end actin filament capping.
AGGGGCGAGCGCGCGGCUGUGAGUGAGUCUGGCUCCGCUCGAGACCAACUGCUCCCUGUAGCCUCACGUUAACGUAACGGCCCGCCAGGUUUGCUCUCACCUGAGCGACGCAGGGAUUUUUUCAUCUCCAUUGUCUUUCUCACCUGUUGGAAUAUCAAGGGGAACAACAAGGGGAGGAGGAUACGGGCUGCCACUAUUGGAAUAAGUUCGUUUCUGUCUCUCUGGAGAAUAUUUAUCCCACCAAACAUGUCGCAAGACUACGCGAACAGGAGGAAGACUCGAGGCCUCACCAGACUGGGUCGGAUGGUGAGCGAGGACCCGGACCUGGACAGCCUGCUGUCGAACCUAUCGCCGGAAGAGCUGCAGGAGGUGGAGGAGGUGGUGAUGAAGGCUCCGGGCCCGGACCCCUCCGACAUCACGCUCGUGGAGAAAACUGAGAAGACUGUCACGGAGGGCGCAGGGGGAGACAAGAAACCGCUCCAGAGGAACGCAUCUCUUGAGAAGGAGAGCCACAAGCAGAAGUACCUGCGGCAGAUGGGGUGGAGCCAAGAGAAAAAGGAGGAGGAGCUUAAGCGCCAGCACAGUGUCUCCCACGGCAACAGCAACAUCAGCGACAACAAAAUGGCUACCGAAAACAAAAUGGCCGCCAGCAAGACGGAACCCCGCAGGAGCUGGCGGCGCGAGGGGAGCAGAGACGCGGAGGUGAAGACGGAACGAGUGAACGGGGGGAGACCGUCAGAGGGACGAGUGAACGACGAGACGAACGACGAGAGACACACAACAGCAGCAGCCAACAGGAGAGAUGCCACGGACAGGAAGGAGAAAGAGACGGACAGGAAGGAGGCGAAGGACAGCAAGACGAAGGAGAUGAUCAGCAAACUGCAGGAGCAGAAGGAGAAGGGGAAGGAGGAGGAGGAGGGAGGAGGAGGUUACGGCACGCUGGGGAGGAGGAGGAGGGAGGUGGUGAGGAGAGACGACGGCAAGACCAAGGGCCUCAUCUCCCAGCUGAAGGAGAAGGAGAAGAAAGAGAAGGAGCGCGAGAUGGAAGAGAGCAAGGAGAGGGAGAGGAGGAAAGAGGAGCUCAGGAGGAGGUCCGAGAUGAGGAGCCAACAAGCUCAGACGGACAAAACGAAAGAGGAGGAGAGGAAGGAAGAAAAGACUGCGGAGGAGGAGGAGAAGAAGAAAGACGGCGCAGGAAAGGUGGGAGCGGAUAAAGAAGUGAAGGAAAAGAAAGACGAAGACGGGAAGGAGGAGAGGAACAAAGGGAAGAAAGAAGAGGAUGCCAGUGAACGUGUGAAGGCCAGUGCGAACGGGGAGAGCGUGAAACAGAACACAUGUGAAAACGACAAACAGCACAAAGAAGAGGAAAAGACGAUGGAGAAAGGAGAUGCUCCAGACGGUGUGGGGAAAGAGGAGGUGAAGCAGGAGUUGACCAACUGCAUCGGAGAGAAGAAAGUGGAGGAGGAGCAGGAGGAGGAGGAGGUGAAAAAGGAGGAGAAGAGCAACACCCCGAAGCCCAAGACGAAGACGAAGGAGGAGGAGGAGGAAGAGGAGUCGGCCAGCAUGUUCGACGAGGACCUGCAGCGCGUCCGUGACAACGACCCCAACAUGGCGGAGCUCAACGUUAACAACUCGGAGGUCAUCAAGGUCAAGACGCUCAUGGCGUUCGCCGAGGCGCUCCGUGACAACACGCACAUCAAGAGCUUCGCGCUCGCCAACUGUCGCGCCGAUGACCACGUGGCGUACGCCAUCGCUGGAACCCUGAGGGUCAACAAGACACUCACCUCCGUCAAUAUGGACUCCAACCUGCUCACCAGCAAGGGGAUCAUGUCACUUAUUCAGGCGCUGCAGUACAACGCGUCCCUGACGGAGCUGCGGUUCCACAACCAGCGGCACAUCUGCGGCGGCAAGAGUGAGAUGGAGAUGACCAAGAUCCUGAAGGACAACACCACGCUGCUGAAGCUGGGCUACCACUUCGAGCUGGCCGGCCCGCGCAUGACCAUGACCAACAUACUGAGCAGGAACAUGGACCGCCAGAGACAGAGGCGUCUGCAGGAGCAGAAGCAGGCGCAGCAGGCCAACGGCGGCGCUGACCCCAAGGGGGCGCUGGAGGUUCCCAAGACCAAGGGAGGAGCCUUCCGCUCCCCCAAGGCGUCCCCCAAACCCUCCCCACAGCCCUCUCCCAUGCCCUCCCCCAGGAUGGGCGGCAGGAGGAGCACCACUGGGGGGUCAGGAGGGCCUGGAGGACCCCCACCUCCCCCUCCGCCCCCCGGGGGGCCGCCCCCGCCCCCGCCCCCCAUGCUGGACGGGGACUUCCUGAAGAACUCUCUGAAGCCGGUGGCCAACAGGAAAUCGGAGGGGAAGGGCGGGGCCAAGAACUCGCGCGACCAGCUGCUCGCAUCCAUCAGGGGAAGCGACGUGAAGCAGCUCAAGAAGGUUCCCGUGCCAAAAUGGCUGCAGUGAGCUGAUCAGAGGGAAAGAGAGAAGCAAGAAGAUGAAGAAGUGGAGCGAAAGAACAGACAUCUCAUGAGGAGAGGAAGAGGAGCGGAAAGGGAGAGGAGAGGAGAGCAGAGGAAAAGGAAGAGGAGAGAAGAGGGGACGAGGAGAGAAAGAGGAAGAGGAGAAUGAGAGGAAGAGGAGAAGUGGGAGAGAGUAAACCCUAAACGAGAAGAAGAAAAGAAUAGAAUGAAUUGGGGCCUCUGUGUGUAGGGGAGCCAAUAGGAGCUGACUACAGACUCCCACCUGAUGCACAGCCUCCACCUUGCUCUCUAUAGCUCACACACACACACACACACACACACACACACACACACACACACACACACACACACACACACACACACACACACACACACACACAC